Ceratotherium simum simum (southern white rhinoceros) is the source of this 2028-nucleotide messenger RNA. NCBI's taxonomy places the organism in Eukaryota, Metazoa, Chordata, Mammalia, Perissodactyla, Rhinocerotidae. The record is from RefSeq and is a predicted model, not a curated record.
CUUUUUUGUUAGCUCUGAGAAGCUGCCAGACUAGGUGAGAAGCAAGCACUUUUCAUCUUGUGGGAACUCUUGCCACGUCUUGCUUGAGAGCGUUUCUCAGAUUGUUGUUCCUGGAAUCUCAGUGCUAUGGGACGCAUGUGUCUGCCCCUGCUCUCAGGUCUCAGUGUCCUGCUGGCUCUGUCAGGAUCGGAUGCAGAGAAUUCUGGAGCUUUCUGUCCUCAAUGCCCUGACAAUGCCAGCUGCUACAACAGCACCCACUGUGCUUGUAAAGAUGGAUUUCGUUCCACGUCUGGGACGAGAUACUUCAUCGAGUCCUCUGAGGAAUGUGAAGAUAUUGAUGAGUGUAAGAUUGGACUGGCAAAGUGCAAAGUGAUAUCAUACUGCAUAAAUAUAAUUGGAAGUUACUACUGCAGCUGUGUCCCAAAUUACCCUAUACUCAACUGGAUGGCUGCUUUCAUUAAAUUGAAUCAUUCAGACUGUCAUGAUAAGAACCUCCAAAUACCCUUUUCCACCAAGACAAAGGAGGAAAUUCUGAGGAACAAUGGAAGCAAAGAGUACAUUGCAAAACAGGCUACCCAACUGCUUCAAAGCAUGGAAUUAACCAUAUGGAAUCAGAGUUUUGCUUCUCCAGGAAAGCAUGAAAAUUCCAUGUUCGACAUAGUCUAUGAAACCAAGAUGUGCAAUGAGACAAAUGAGAAGAUUCUUCUGGAAGCUGGAAAUAACACAAUGCAUAUUGACUGCACUGAUGCUUUCAAAGGAACCACAAGAGAUAGGAGUGCAGUUGCAUUUAUCACUUAUCGAUCUCUUGGGGAUAUUCUGAAUGGAUCCUUUUUUAGUGAUAGAAGAGGGACAAAGGAAGUGAAACUGAACUCUCGUAUUGUGAGUGGCACCAUUGGUGUGAAGGAAAAGGUUUCUCUGUCUGAACCUGUAUUCCUGACCUUCCAACAUACUCAGCCUGGUGGGGCAAGAACGAAAUAUUUCUGUGUCUACUGGAAAGGAUCGGAGGAGGGGGGCAGCUGGUCAAUGGAGGGCUGCUCUCAUGCGGGCAGCAACGAUUCUUACACCAAAUGCAAGUGCUUCCACCUUUCCAGCUUUGCUGUACUCAUGGCUCUUGCUCCCAAGGUGGAUCCUGUUCUGGCUGUGAUCACCUGUGUGGGACUGAGCCUCUCUCUGCUAUGUCUCCUCCUGGCAGUCCUCACCUUCCUCUUCUGCCGACCCAUCCAGAACACCAGCACCACCCUCCACCUGCAGCUCUCCAUCUGCCUCUUCCUGGCCCACCUCCUCUUCCUCACAGGGAUUGAUAAAACUGAGCCUGAGGUGCUGUGCUCCAUCAUUGCGGCGAUGUUGCACUAUCUCUCCUUGGCCUCCUUCACAUGGAUGCUCCUCGAAGGGCUACACCUCUUCCUCACUGUUAGGAAUCUCAAGGUGGCCAACUACACCAGUGCAGGCAGAUUCAAGAAGAAGUUCAUGUACUCUUUUGGCUACGGGAUUCCAGCUCUGAUUGUGGCCGUGUCUGCAAUAGUAGGACACAAAAAUUAUGGAACGUUCACUUACUGCUGGCUCCAGUUUGAUAAUGGGUUCAUCUGGAGCUUGAAGGGGCCAGUGGCAGUCGUUAUCUUGAUAAACUUGGUGUUCUACUUCCAAAUUCUGUGGAUUUUGAGAAGCAAACUUUCCUCCCUCAAUGAAGAAGUUUCCACCAUUCAAGAUACCAGAGUCAUGACAUUUAAAGCCAUCGCUCAGCUAUUUAUCCUGGGCUGUCCUUGGGGCCUUGGUUUUUUUAUGGUUAAAGAAGUCGGGGAGACAAUCAGAUCAGUUGUUGCCUAUGCAUUCAGCAUCAUCAAUGUCCUGCAGGGCGUUUUUCUCUUUGUGGUACACUGUCUCCUUAAUCGCCAGGUGCGAAUGGAAUACAAGAAAUGUCUUAGUGGAAUGUGGAAAGGGGGUGAAAUUGAAAGCACUGAAGUGUCUCUCUCAACUAUCCACACCAAAAUGGUAAGAUCAGCUCUUCUGCGGUGCCAUGUUCUUGUGUGA